Molecule: messenger RNA, 945 nt
Organism: Hyaena hyaena (striped hyena)
Lineage: Eukaryota; Metazoa; Chordata; Mammalia; Carnivora; Hyaenidae
Product: olfactory receptor 143-like
Exons: 1
Coding region: 13-945 (310 amino acids)
Biological process (GO): sensory perception of smell; G protein-coupled receptor signaling pathway
Cellular component (GO): membrane
Molecular function (GO): G protein-coupled receptor activity; odorant binding; olfactory receptor activity
Source: RefSeq, a predicted model, not a curated record
CUCCGGCAGGGAAUGGCUGUGGAAAAUGACUCUUUAGUGACAGAGUUCAUCCUGGUAGGAUUUACAGACCUACCUCAGCUCCAGUUACCCCUUUUCUUUCUCUUCUUACUAAACUAUGUGGUCACUGUGGUAGGGAAUUUGAGCCUAAUUAAUCUAAUAUGCCUGAAUUCUCACCUGCACACUCCCAUGUACUUUUUCAUUUUCAAUUUAUCCUUCAUAGAUCUCUGCCACUCUUUGGUCAUUACCCUUAAAAUGCUGCUGAACUUUAUCUCAGAGAAGAACAUCAUUUCCUUUACAGGAUGCAUGACCCAGCUAUUUUUCUUUUGUUUCUUUGUCCAUUCUGAGUGCUAUAUGUUGACAGCCAUGGCCUAUGAUCGCUACGUGGUCAUCUGUAAGCCCCUGGUGUACACGGCCGCCAUGUUCCCUCAGGUCUGUUCUCUGCUGAUGUUUGGUUCUUACAUGAUGGGGUUUGCUGGUGCCGUGGUCCACACAGGGGACAUGGUCAAAUUGUCCUUUUGUGAUUCUAACAUCAUCAACCAUUACAUGUGUGACAUCUUCCCCCUCCUCCAGCUCUCCUGCAGCAGCACCUAUGCCAGUGAGCUGGUGGAUUCCAUUAUUGUGAGCACAGUUGUCAUAAUAUCUGGUUUCAUUAUUUUCAUUUCUUAUGCUUUGAUCCUGUCCAGUGUCCUCCACGUCUCAUCAGCUCCAGGUUGGUCCAAAGCCUUCAGCACCUGUGGCUCCCACAUGGUGACUGUGGGUCUGUUCUAUGGGUCUGGAUUGUUCACACAUCUCAAGACCUCUCCCUCUGGUUCUGUGGACCAGGGGAAGUUCUUCUCGGUAUUUUACACCAAUAUAAUACCCAUGUUGAACCCCCUCAUCUAUAGCCUAAGGAACAAGGAUGUCAAGUGUGCUCUGAAAAAAACCCUCAAGAGAAUUGCAAACUAA